UGAGAAGUCACGAGGUGAUGGCGGCUGGUGGGGAGCUUGGCGGCUCUUGCUAGGGGCGUUCUACAGUGUGACUGAGGAGGCCCAGGGUGUCCCGUUUGUUUCAUCAUCGCCAAGAGGCAGGCAGUGGUGCUGUCCGCGGUGGCAUUGUUGGAGUGACUGGUGACAGAAUACGUUGGUGACGGGACCGAGGUCUGAGGACAGCUCUCCGCCUGCAGAAAUGAGUGAACAGACUGCUGCAUUAGAUACCUCGUCGCCACCCAAGAAGGCGCCUGCCCUGUCUAACACGACUGGAUCCAACAAUGACUUGGCAAGUAUCUUCCAGUGUCCGGUCUGCUUAGACUAUGCGUUACCACCAAUUCUUCAGUGUCAGAGAGGCCAUCUUGUCUGUAGAAGCUGUCACUCAAAGCUCACAUCUUGUCCAACUUGCCGUGGCCCCUUGGGAUCCAUUCGCAACUUGGCUAUGGAGAAAGUGGCUAACUUUGUACUUUUCCCGUGUAGAUAUGCCUGUUUGGGAUGUGAAAUCACUCUGCCACACACAGAAAAAGUAGAUCACGAAGAAGUCUGUGAGUUUAGGCUUUAUUCCUGCCCGUGCCCUGGUACUCUCUGUAAAUGGCAAGGCACUGUGGAUGCUAUAAUGCCUCAUCUGACGAAUAUGCAUGAGUACAUUACAACAAUAGAGGGAGAGGAUAUAAUUUUCCUUGCUACCAGCAUUAAUCUUGUUGGCGCUUUCGAUUGGGUGAUGAUACAGUCCUGUUUUGACGUUCACUUCAUGAUAGUCUUGCAGAAACAGGAAGAUCGCAAUGGCGGCCAGCAGUUCUUCGCAGUUGUACAGCUGGUGGGAACACGCAAGGAAGCUGAAAAUUUUGCUUACCGACUUGAGCUAAAGAGUAAUCGGCGACGACUGACUUGGGAAGCGACUCCUCUAUCUAUUCAUGACGACAUAGCAAAAGCCAUUAAGAAUAGAGACUGCUUAAUCUUUGACGCCAACACUGCGCUGCUUUUUGCAGAAAAUGGCGAUUUAAGCAUCGGUGUAGUUAUUGAUAUGUGUUGAAAUGGCAGUGGAACAUUUUCUAGCCAGUGUUUAAAACUGUUUAAUUUCACAGAAAAUAAGCCACCCAUCUGCCUGCCAACCUGAAACUCUUCACAAGUAUAAGCUCAACACAUAGAGGUAAAUAGAAAGGCUGUUGAAUACAGGAAAUAGUUGUAUGUAGUAACAUUAGUAUAUAUAAAGAUGAGCAUAUUUUGCAUUAAGAAAGCAUUAUAAAAUGUGAAUUUUGUGUUGUAGAUGGAUUGUAUUAUCGAAAAAUAAUGUUUUGUUUUGUUUUGUUUUUGGGUCUGUGAGUGUGUGCGUAUGUGUGUGUGUGUUUUGGGUUUUUUUUUUUCUUUUUCUUUUUUUUUUUUGAGACGGAGUCUAGCUCUGUCGCCCAGGCUAGAGUGCAGUGGCGCCAGUGUUUAAAACUGUUUAAUUUCACAGAAAAUAAGCCACCCAUCUGCCUGCCAACCUGAAACUCUUCACAAGUAUAAGCUCAACACAUAGAGGUAAAUAGAAAGGCUGUUGAAUACAGGAAAUAGUUGUAUGUAGUAACAUUAGUAUAUAUAAAGAUGAGCAUAUUUUGCAUUAAGAAAGCAUUAUAAAAUGUGAAUUUUGUGUUGUAGAUGGAUUGUAUUGUCGAAAAAUAAUGUUUUGUUUUGUUUUGUUUUUGGGUCUGUGAGUGUGUGUGUAUGUGUGUGUGUGUUUUGGGUUUUUUUUUUCUUUUUCUUUUUCUUUUUGAGACGGAGUCUAGCUCUGUCGCCCAGGCUAGAGUGCAGUGGCGCCAGUGUUUAAAACUGUUUAAUUUCACAGAAAAUAAGCCACCCAUCUGCCUGCCAACCUGAAACUCUUCACAAGUAUAAGCUCAACACAUAGAGGUAAAUAGAAAGGCUGUUGAAUACAGGAAAUAGUUGUAUGUAGUAACAUUAGUAUAUAUAAAGAUGAGCAUAUUUUGCACUAAGAAAGCAUUAUAAAAUGUGAAUUUUGUGUUGUAGAUGGAUUGUAUUGUCGAAAAAUAAUGUUUUGUUUUGUUUUGUUUUUGGGUCUGUGAGUGUGUGUGUAUGUGUGUGUGUGUUUUGUUUUGUUUUUUUCUUUUUCUUUUUUUUUUUGAGACAGAGUCUAGCUCUGUCGCCCAGGCUAGAGGGCAGUGGCGCCAUCUCGGCUCACGGCAAACUCCGCCUUCCGGGGUCACGCCAUUCUCCUGCCUCAGCCUCCCGAGUAGCUGGGACUACAGGCACCCCCUCACCAUGUUAGCCAGGAUGGUCUGGAUCUCCUGACCUAGUGAUCCGCCCACCUCGGCCUCCCAAAGUGCUGGGAUUACAGGCGUGAGCCACCGAGCUUGGCUUUGUUUUGUUUUUUUUUCCUUUAACUGACAAGCCAUUUUGAGUGGUCAUGGACCACUGUUUUUCCGCUUUGUGAGUCAAUACAUAGUGCUACUAUGUGGGGUUUUUUUGUGUGUAUUUGCUAGUUUUUUCUUCUAGUUUUUCAUUAAAUAGAUUUGACUUUCUGUUCUGUAAUUCAGGUUUCAUCUCACUUUUUUGUACCGUUUUAAAGUUAGUGUCUUUUGAUAUGCAUAAUUGUUUAUGGUAAAAUUUAUAAUAUGUUCCAUACAUGUUCUCUUUUCCCCCAUUAACUGGUUGAUUGGAAAUUUUUUUUUUUUUUUUUGGAGGGAGACUCUUUCGCCCAGGCUGGAGUGCAGUGGCGAGAUUUUGGCUCACUGCAACCUCCGCCUCCUGGCUGGGUUCAAGCAAUUCUCCUGUCUCAGCGUCCCAAGUAGCUGGGACUACAGGCGCCCGCCACCACACCUGGCUAAUUUUUGUAUUUUUAGUAAAGACGGGGUUUCACUGUAUUGGUCAGGCUGGUCUUGAACUCCUAAUCUCAGGUGGUCCACCCUCCUCGGCUUUCUAAAGUACUGGGAUUACAGGUGUGAGCCACCAUGCCCAGCCAGAAAUAUUUUAAAAUCAGCUGUUUUGUGAAGAUAGGAGUUCCAGAAAGUAAAGGUGACAUCGGAAAAAUUACCAAAAGCUAUUUAAAACAUGUAUAAGAUGGUCUUCGUCUCUUUCUCUCUUCUACAGAUGAGUCAUAUCUUUGAGAUUAAUUUUUGAAAGCUUAGAGAAUAAAUAGAUGUUUAUAAAUACAGAAAAUCAUUCCUUUUACAAGUAUCUUGGACAAAUUACGUUUAAAAUUUGUUCUUGUGUUUAUUGAUUGUAAAGGCAUUGUCAUGCACAGAACUUAAUUAAAAGCAAAUCAUUUGUUUAAAAA
Pongo pygmaeus (Bornean orangutan) is the source of this 3292-nucleotide messenger RNA. Its product is annotated as E3 ubiquitin-protein ligase SIAH1-like. The record is from RefSeq and is a predicted model, not a curated record. NCBI's taxonomy places the organism in Eukaryota, Metazoa, Chordata, Mammalia, Primates, Hominidae. The transcript has a single exon. Gene Ontology annotation, biological process: multicellular organism development; proteasome-mediated ubiquitin-dependent protein catabolic process. Gene Ontology annotation, cellular component: cytoplasm. Gene Ontology annotation, molecular function: ubiquitin conjugating enzyme binding; ubiquitin protein ligase activity; zinc ion binding. Bases 218 to 1051 code for a protein of 277 amino acids.